GAAACCAAUAACCUGAAGGAUGCUACGCCUGGCAAGAAACGAGCUAUGUUCCUAACGCAUUGCGGACUCGCCAUUUUCAAGAUGGCAAAAGCACUCGCCAAACUGGCAGAAGUCAAAACAAUGGACUGGGAUACCCUUGCUCCCAUCCUCAGGGCCCAUUAUGCCCCAGCGGUGCCAACCCUCAUCAGGAGACACGAGUUUUACCAGAGGGACCAACAGGAAAGCGAAAGCGUUGGGGACUUCGUAGCAAACCUCAGGAAUUUGUGUGGACUCUGUGGUUUCGCAAAUCUGGAAGAAGCCAUGAGAGAUCGGGUCGUUUUGGGUUUAAGAGACCUCACCACCCAAAGCAAGAUCAUGAAAAUUCGGGUAAGGGUCACCAUUGAAAAUCGACCAUGCGUUAUGGAAGUCGACUCUGGGUCUUCCCUAUCAAUGGUCUCCUGGAAAACCCUCAAGCAGCUGAUCCCUGACAUUCGCCGCCAGGAUCUCAGCACUCAGAAACUUAUAUUAAAGGACUACCAGGGAAAUCGGAUUCCAGUCGCUGGUUCCAGUCACGUCCAAGUCUCAUUUAAAGACCACACCGCAACCCUACGUCUCACCGUCGUUGACAAAGACCGACCCAGUUUAUUGGGUUUGCAGUGGUUCGCGCCGCUAGGAAUCGAGCUGGCAGGCAUCAACCAGACCGUAAGUGAUGACUGGGAGGCGGCCCUCGUCCGGGACUUCCAAGAAGUUUUCACCGAGCAAUUAGGCAAGUACAAGGGGUCCCCUAUAUCGUUUAAACUCUGCCCUGAUGUUGCGCCCAUUCGCCUUAAGCCUCGUCGAGUGCCCUUUGCGCACAAACCAAAGAUUGACGAACAAUUGGACAAGUUAAUAGCCCAGGGCGUAUUAGAACCCAUCGACCACGCCCAAUGGGAGACCCCAAUUGUAACCCCCAUAAAACCAGACGGAUCUUUGAGAAUCUGUGGGGAUUACAAGGCCACCCUGAACCACGCACUACAGCAGAGCGCCUACCCCGUGCCCGUGGUCCAACACCUUCUUCACUCACUCGAGGGCGGAAAGGUAUUCGCAAAGCUUGAUUUAGCCCAAGCGUACCAGCAGCUACCCGUAGAUGCAGAGACCGCAGAAGCCCAAACCAUAGUCACACACAGAGGUGCGUUCAAAUGUAACAGACUCCAGUUCGGAGUGAGCGUAGCACCUGGCAUCUUUCAAAGUUUGAUGGAAAGGUUGCUGCAGGGUAUAAAAGGGGUUGUACCCUACUUCGAUGAUGUCUUGAUAGCCGCCCCCACAAGAAGUCAACUAGAAAAACACCUAAGAAUGGUCCUUCAAAAAUUCAAAGACGCAGGCCUAAAGGUCAAGAAGGAAAAGUGCCAACUAUGCACUGAGAGGGUUGAAUUUCUUGGUUACCUUCUUGACAAACAAGGAAUUCACCCUACUGAGAAAAAAUUGGCUGCAAUAAAAAACGCCCCAAGACCUAGGAACAAGACAGAUCUCCAACAGGCUUUCCAGCAAGUAAAAGACCUCUUAACAUCAGAUGCUGUAUUGAUACAAUAUAACGAGACACUACCAUUAACUGUAACCUGCGACGCCUCACCGUUUGGAGUAGGAGCCAUCCUGAGCCACGUCCUACCAAAUGGUACGGAGGCGCCUAUUGCAUUUUUUUCAAGAACUUUAUCUAAAACUGAGAGAAACUAUAGCCAAUUAGAUAAAGAGGCCCUCGCUAUUGUAUCUGCAAUCAAACGAUUUCACGAGUACGUAUAUGGAAGAUCUUUUUCUAUAAUCACCGAUCACAAACCAUUGCUUGGCAUUUUGGCAGGGGAUAAACCAACUCCCCACAUCCUAUCGCCAAGAAUGACACGCUGGUCGGAAUUUCUAGCCGCAUACGAUUACCAACUAAGACAUCGACCGGGGAAAGCCAUUCCCCAUGCUGACGCAAGAAAUUGGCCUGAAAUCGAACCCAACGACACAUUUAAACCCUUCAAAAACAGACAGACAGAACUUUUCUCCCAAAAAGGGUGCGUGUUGUGGGGAGACAGAGUUAUCAUCCCAGAAAGGCUACGAAAUAAAGUCUUGAAACUACUGCAUGAUGGACACCCGGGCAUCGUACAAAUGAAGGCACUAGCAAGGAGCUACGCCCGGUGGCCAGGUAUGGACGGUCAAAUUGAAACCUGGGUGGCCACCUGUAACAAAUGCCAGGAAACACGUUCGGCUCCACCAAAAGCACCACCAACGGAAUGGGAAAUGCCCAGGGGCCCAUGGUCCCGCAUCCACAUCGAUUUUGCAGGACCUACCAAAGGACAUACCUUUCUAAUAACAGUAGAUGCCUAUUCAAACUGGCUCGAGGUCAACAAAAUGAAGAACACCACCACAGAAGCAGCUGUAAAAAAAUUGAACAGACUGUUUGCAACACACGGCUUACCAGAUGUCUUGGUUUCAGACAACGGCCCACAAUUUACCGCUUUGGUGUUCGAACAGUACCUAGCAGACCGAGGGAUACGCCAUGCCUUAACAUCGCCUACUCACCCUGCAGCCAAUGGUAGGGCUGAACGAAUGGUCCAGCUCACAACGAAAACCUUACACAAAAUGGAUUGA
Notechis scutatus (mainland tiger snake) is the source of this 2586-nucleotide messenger RNA. Lineage: Eukaryota; Metazoa; Chordata; Lepidosauria; Squamata; Elapidae. The record is from RefSeq and is a predicted model, not a curated record.